Guillardia theta CCMP2712 is the source of this 1902-nucleotide messenger RNA. RefSeq lists its product as hypothetical. NCBI's taxonomy places the organism in Eukaryota, Cryptophyceae, Pyrenomonadales, Geminigeraceae. Gene Ontology annotation, molecular function: protein binding; ribonucleoprotein complex binding. Gene Ontology annotation, biological process: ribosome biogenesis; maturation of LSU-rRNA from tricistronic rRNA transcript (SSU-rRNA, 5.8S rRNA, LSU-rRNA). The transcript is spliced from 4 exons. The annotation marks the transcript as partial. The record is from RefSeq and is a predicted model, not a curated record. Gene Ontology annotation, cellular component: PeBoW complex; preribosome, large subunit precursor.
CCAGAAUCAGACUCAGACGAAGAUGGACCUGUCAUGAAAAACCCUGUGGGGAAUAUUCCGAUGGAGUGGUACAAGGAUGAAAAGCAUAUUGGUUAUGAUUUGAGUGGCAAGAAGAUCUUGAGAAAGACCAAGAAAGAUGCAUUGCAGAGACAUCUAGAUCGCGCGGAUGAUCCAGAACCUUGGCGGCUGGUGUAUGAUGAAGUCAACGACGAGGAGCUUCGAUUGACCGAUGCAGAAGUGAAGCUGCUUCGACGGUUGAGAAAUGGAAAAUACGAGCCUGGUAUUGAUCCUUACGAGGAUUAUCCGGUUCCUGAGGACGACCCUGAGCUCAAGAUUUUUGGUCCAAGCGGACCCGAACCAAAGUCGAGAUUUGUCCCGUCGAAACAUGAAGCCAAGAAGAUCGUUCGAUAUGUUAGGAUGAUUCGUGCUGGAAAGCUCAAGCGAGACCCAGAUCCCCAAGAUCCUGACAAGCUAUACAACUUUGAUGUCUGGGAAAGAGAGGAUGAUGUGGUCCAUCGGGGGGCGGUCCCGAUACCUGCGCCAAAGAUGAAAUUGCCCGGACAUGCGGAAUCUUACAAUCCCUCAAAGGAGUAUCUCUUGUCUCCGGAAGAGCAAGAGGAGAUGCUGAAACAAGAUCCUUCAGAUCGACCACUGAACUUCAUUCCCCAGGCUUAUACAUCCCUGAAAAAAGUUCCUUUAUACCCUAGUCUGGUGCAAGAGCGUUUUGAAAGGUGCCUAGAUCUUUAUCUGUGCCCUAGGACAGUCAAGAAGCGUAUGAAUGUCGAUCCUCAAUCUUUGUUGCCAAAGCUUCCGAAACCUGCAGACCUCAGACCAUAUCCUAGCGUGCUAACGGUAGUCUAUGAAGGUCACAAGGACAAAAUCAAUUCUCUCUCGCACCAUCCCGAUGGCCAAUACUUUGCUUCAGCCUCCAACGACGGUUUUGUGAUGGUAUGGGAGGUUUCAACAGGCAGGUGUUGGAAAAAGUGGAAUUUGAAACAACCAGUUUCGUACAUUUCUUGGAACCCGAAUGUGGACUUUCCAAUCAUUGCGGUUGCGGUAGGUUCUGAAGUGAUAUUGAUUGAUCCUAGAUUUGGACCACAGGACAAUCUGCAAUCAGCUGCGAUACAAGAGUUGUUAUUGAAGGGGCGGGAAUUUGCUGCGUCAAAGGGAUCGAAGGAAAAGAACGAACUUGUCAAGUUUGAAGACGUGGCAAGCGCAGAGAAAGAACAAGGUCUUCUUCUCCGGGUCAAGCACGCCAAACCAGUCACUCAAGUGACGUGGCAUCACAAAGGGGACUAUUUCGUCACUUUGUCGCCUCAAGCAAACACAAAAGCUGUACUGAUUCACCAGCUCUCAAAGAUGCAAAGUCAAAAUCCCUUCACCAAAUCCAAAUCUGAUACGCAGAAAGUUUUGUUCCAUCCAAGCAAACCUUUUUUAUUCCUUGCUACUAAGAAGCAUGUGAAAGUGUACAAUCUGCAAAAGCAAAUGUUGAGCAAAAAUCUUCUUGGAGGGUUUAAAUGGCUUUCGUCCUUUGAUAUUCAUCCCGGAGGAGAUAAUGUUGUUUGCUCUGCUUUCGAUCGCAAGAUUUCUUGGUUUGACAUGGACCUGUCGGCGAAGCCUUACAAAACAAUGCGAUACAACAACACGGGACUGAGGACGGUCGCAUUUCACAAGCGAUUGCCACUUUUUGCAGCAGGAGGCGAGGACGGUGUUGCCUACGUGUUCCAUGGCAUGGUUUACAACGACCUCAUGGACAACCCGUUGAUUGUGCCGCUGAAAAGAUUGCAUGCGCACAAGAAUGAUGGAAUGGAUGGAAUACUGGACAUUCUUUUCCAUCCUACUCAGCCCUGGUUGUUUACGUGUGGCAUCGAUCACACCAUUAGAUUGUUCACGGACAAGUAA